AUGAGUGCGCCUCCGCUUAUCCGCACCCCCAGUUUACUCGCCUUCCCCGGGGGGCAGCCAGGAGGAGGAGGAGGAAGUGGAGGGGGCGGAGGAGGCAUGCUGUCCUUCCACAUCCAGAUCGGUCUGAGCCGAGAACCGGUCCUGCUGGACUCGGCCGACGUGAGUCUGGCUCAAGUGCGAGAGGUGGCCUGCUCCAUCGUGGACCAGAAGAUUCCUGAGUGCGGCUUUUAUGGCAUGUAUGACAAGAUCCUCCUUUUCCGCCAUGACUCGACAGCUGACAACGUUCUACAGCUGUUGCACUCAGCCUCGCAGAUCCAAGAUGGUGACCUGGUUGAGGCCAUUCUUUCGGCUUCAGCCACAGUUGAAGACUUCCAGAUCCGCCCUCAUUGCCUGUUCGUACACUCUUACCGGGCGCCUGCCUUCUGCGACCAUUGCGGCGAAAUGCUGUGGGGGCUUGUGCGGCAGGGCCUCAAAUGUGAAGGCUGCGGGUUAAACUACCACAAGCGCUGCGCGUUCAAGAUCCCCAACAACUGCAGUGGCUUGAGGCGUCGCCGCCCGUCCAGUGUUUCUCUGACAGGGGCGUCGGGCUACCUGGGUGGGCGCCCCCUCUCCGCCGAACCGUCACCGCCGCCCCACUUUGGCGAUGAGGCCCUGCUGUCACCUGUCAGUCCGAAUAUGGAGAAGUGCUCGUCGUGGUCUUCGGGAGAUGCGUGGUGGACACGCGAACGGCGCUCUAGCUGCCAGUCAUAUGUGGGCCGACCCAUCGAGCUGGACAAGCUGCUAAUGUCAAAGGUCAAAGUGCCCCACAGCUUCCUCAUCCACUCAUAUACGCGACCCACUGUCUGCCAGCACUGCAAGAAACUCCUGAAGGGCAUCUUCCGACAGGGCCUGCAGUGCAAAGAUUGUCGCUUCAACUGUCACAAGCGUUGUGCUCCAAAGGUUCCAAACAACUGCUUGGGAGAAGUUUCCAGAAAUGGGGAGCUGCUAAGUCCAGGGGCCGAGUCCGACGGCAUUAUGGCGGAUGUUUGCUUUGACGACCAAGAAAGAGCCAGUGGGCUGAUGGACGACACCGAUGACAUCACCAUGACGACUGAUGACAUGACCGCUGCCGCGGCUGCGGAGGCAGGGCCCGCGGAUCUCGGAGACAUGCAAGACCCAGAUGGGGACGACUCCAACAGAGCCAUCAGCCCAUCGACCAGUAACAACAUCCCGUUGAUGAGAGUGGUGCAGUCAAUCAAACACACCAAGAGGAAGAACAGCAAUGUCAUGAAGGAAGGAUGGAUGGUCCACUACACCAGCAAGGACACUCUGAGGAAGAGACAUUACUGGCGCCUGGACAGUAAAUGCAUCACGUUGUACCAGAAUGACACUGGAAGUAAAUAUUACAAGGAGAUUCCGCUGUCGGAGAUAUUGUCAUUAGAGGUUGCUCGGAAUUUCUCGCUUCUCCCAGACGGCGCCAACGCACACUGCUUCGAGAUCACCACCACGAGCUCGCUGGUUUACUACGUGGGCGAAGAUCUGCAGGGGUCGGACAGCAACGGCGCCAAUGUGCUGGUGAGCGGUGUGGGUCAGGACGUGGCCCGCAUGUGGGAGAUGGCAAUCCAGCAUGCCCUCAUGCCCGCAGUCUCCAUGGGCGUCUCCCACAGUUGUCACGGCGACGGGCACAAGGAAAUCGCCAUCAGUAUUUCUGUCUCCAACAGUCACAUCCAGGAGAACGUGGACAUCAAUUCCAUCUAUCAGAUAUUUCCAGAUGAAGUUCUCGGGUCAGGACAGUUCGGAAUUGUCUAUGGAGGCAAACACCGAAUUUCAAGCCGCGACGUAGCCAUCAAAAUCAUCGACAAGCUUCGCUUCCCUACGAAGCAAGAGAGUCAGCUGAGGAACGAGGUGGCCAUCUUGCAGAACCUUCACCAUCCCGGAGUGGUCAACCUCGACUGCAUGUUUGAGACUCCGGAGCGAGUGUUCGUGGUGAUGGAGAAACUUCACGGAGACAUGCUGGAGAUGAUUCUGUCCAGCGAGAAAGGACGUCUGCCCGAACGCAUCACCAAGUUUCUGGUCACCCAGAUCCUGGUCGCCCUGCGCCAUCUCCACUUCAAGAACAUCGUCCAUUGUGACCUGAAACCCGAAAAUGUACUGCUGGCAUCGGCAGAUCCCCUCCCUCAGGUAAAAUUGUGUGACUUUGGAUUCGCCCGUAUCAUCGGUGAAAAAUCUUUUCGUCGCUCGGUGGUGGGCACACCAGCCUACCUGGCGCCGGAGGUGCUCCGCAACAAGGGCUACAACCGCUCACUAGACAUGUGGUCGGUCGGCGUCAUUGUCUAUGUCAGCCUGAGCGGUACGUUUCCAUUUAACGAAGACGAAGACAUCAACGAUCAGAUCCAAAACGCUGCCUUCAUGUACCCACCACACCCAUGGAAAAAAGUCUCUCCAGAAGCCAUCGACCUGAUCAACAAUCUUCUGCAGGUGAAGAUGAGGAAACGCUAUAGUGUUGACAAAACACUAAGUCACGCUUGGCUGCAGGAUUACCAGAUGUGGUUGGACCUCCGCAGUCUUGAGAGUCGUGUGGACGAGCGCUACGUGACGCACGAGAGCGACGAUCUGCGGUGGCAUCAUCACGCCAGGCUCAGCGGAAUCCACGUGCAAACCUACCUGGGGGGCCAGCAGGGGACGCAGCUCUAUCGGGGCAGGGAGGAUGAGCUGGAGACCCUGAGCGAGCGUGUCAGCGAACUCUGA
Messenger RNA from Nerophis lumbriciformis (worm pipefish), 2727 nucleotides. The record is from RefSeq and is a predicted model, not a curated record. NCBI's taxonomy places the organism in Eukaryota, Metazoa, Chordata, Actinopteri, Syngnathiformes, Syngnathidae.